AUGACAAUUAUCAAUGAUGAUGACGACGACAUAGAGAUUUUGGAAUUUCGCAAGAUAACACAGGACUUGCUAGACAAUCCUGAACCACAAUCACAACUACCUCCAAGCACUUCUAAUCACCAAACUGUAAAAAAACUAUCGGACAUCCAGUGUCCCAUAUGCUUUGAUGAUAUUGAAAAUGCAACAACAACAAGCUGUGGCCACAUCUUUUGUCUAAACUGUAUUGAGCAAAGUCUUAGCAGCUCAAGGGCAAGGACCAACUCCAAUGUAGCCAGAGGUAAAGGCUUAUGUCCGCUUUGUAGAAAAGUGGUUUCAUUUAAAGAAACUAUUGUUUUGAAGCUAAAAACAGCUGACCGAGUAUUCACUCCACCCAAGUGA
Messenger RNA from Lodderomyces elongisporus, 378 nucleotides. RefSeq names its product SUMO-targeted ubiquitin ligase complex subunit. The record is from RefSeq and is a predicted model, not a curated record. Gene Ontology annotation, molecular function: SUMO-ubiquitin ligase activity. The coding region runs from base 1 to 378 and encodes 125 amino acids. The transcript is spliced from 2 exons. NCBI's taxonomy places the organism in Eukaryota, Fungi, Ascomycota, Pichiomycetes, Serinales, Debaryomycetaceae.